AGAAAAGUGGGAAAAUCCCAUCGCAAUUGCAAUCCCUCGUAUUUUCUCGGAAAAUCUCAGUACUUUUCUUAGCAGCCAAACAGUCUCUCUUGCCUCUUCAAUUGAGACCUACUCAUCGCGAUUCCAUUAUCUGAAUCUGCAAGAGUCGUGAAGAUAUGUCAACCUCAAGCCAGCACCAGUUCCGAUACACUCAAACCCCGUCAAAGGUGCUGCACCUUCGCAACCUUCCAUGGGAGUGCGCGGAAGAGGAGCUCAUAGAGCUGUGCAAACCCUUCGGUAAGAUCGUCAACACCAAGUGCAAUGUCGGCGCCAAUCGCAACCAGGCUUUUGUUGAAUUUGCGGAUCUAAAUCAAGCCAUUUCAAUGGUUUCAUAUUAUGCUUCAUCUUCAGAACCUGCUCAGGUUCGUGGCAAAACUGUUUACAUUCAGUAUUCUAAUAGACAUGAAAUUGUCAACAACAAAAGCCCUGGAGAUAUUCCUGGAAAUGUCUUGCUGGUAACUAUUGAAGGCGUGGAAGCUGGGGAUGUGAGUAUUGAUGUUAUCCACUUGGUGUUUUCUGCUUUUGGCUUUGUUCACAAAAUUGCUACAUUUGAAAAGACUGCAGGUUUCCAGGCUCUGAUUCAGUUCACUGAUGCUGAGACUGCUUCUUCAGCUAGGAAUGCACUGGAUGGAAGAAGCAUACCAAGAUACCUGCUUCCAGACCAUGUUGGCUCUUGUAACUUGCGUAUUUCAUACUCAGCACAUAAAGAUCUGAAUAUCAAAUUUCAAUCAAAUCGCAGCAGGGACUACACAAAUCCUAUGCUUCCUGUUAAUCAUACUGCUAUUGAUGGGGCAUUACAGCCUGCUUUAGGUCCUGAUGGGAAGAAGAUAGAACCUGAGAGUAAUGUGCUUUUGGCUUCCAUUGAAAAUAUGCAGUAUGCUGUUACUGUUGACGUCCUCCACACAGUGUUCUCGGCAUUUGGUACUGUACAGAAAAUUGCUAUGUUUGAAAAGAAUGGUCAAACUCAGGCACUAAUUCAAUAUCCUGACAUCACAACGGCAGCAGCUGCUAGGGAAGCUUUAGAAGGGCAUUGCAUAUAUGAUGGUGGCUAUUGUAAGCUUCAUCUAUCAUACUCUCGUCAUACUGAUCUCAAUGUAAAGGCUUUUAGUGACAAAAGUAGAGACUACACAGUGCCAGAUCCGAGUAUGCUUGCAGCACAGGUUCCUGCAACAGCUUGGCAAAAUCCACAGGCCACACCUAUGUACCCUGGUAGUGCCCCUGCUUUUCAGACUCAAGUUCCCAGAGGACAAGUGCCUUCAUGGGAUCCAACCAUGCAGGCAGGUAGACCGAGUUAUGCAUCUCCACCUGGUACUUUUCCUGUUCAAACUGGUGGAGUUCCCCCAAUGCAUGCCUAUGGGCCAGCAGCUCAAAGCAGCCCCAUUACUCAUAAUUCAAAUCCUAUGGGAAUCACCCGGCCUGGAUAUCCAUCCAACGUAAAUUUACAGCCCAGUGGUGCUUCGCCUCCGGCACCUGGUUCCUCGCCUCUCAUGCAAACCAAUCGAGUUGCUCAGGGAUUGGUUCAGCCUGGGGCUCUGCCAAAUGUGAGACCUGGUGGUGCUUCAGCUCCAGGUCAGCAUUAUUAUGGUUAGAAAGUCAUAGUUUUACUUUUACCUGAUUGAAAGGAGAAUGGUUUUGAUGUAUGAAAGAAUGAUAAUAUGUACUCAUUUGCUAUUUGGUUGGAAAUUUCAUCAUCAUCAUUAUUAUUGUUAUUUAAGUUAUGAAAUUUAUUUUUCAUAC
This is a messenger RNA of Gastrolobium bilobum, 1776 nucleotides long. Its product is annotated as polypyrimidine tract-binding protein homolog 1-like. The record is from RefSeq and is a predicted model, not a curated record. Lineage: Eukaryota; Viridiplantae; Streptophyta; Magnoliopsida; Fabales; Fabaceae. Gene Ontology annotation, biological process: regulation of RNA splicing. Gene Ontology annotation, cellular component: nucleus. The coding region runs from base 156 to 1628 and encodes 490 amino acids. Gene Ontology annotation, molecular function: mRNA binding. The transcript has 10 exons.